UGCCCCCAAUCAGUAUAGAUGUGUUCGUUCCUAGACAGUUACUUUGUAGUUGUUAGCAGGAACCCUGUGAAUAAUAAGGAUGGCAAGUGUAUCCAGAGUCCUGACCAAGAGGAUUUUAUUAACUAAAGCCUUCCCUGCAGCAACCCGAUGCAGCUCCAGGAACAUCCACUUCUCCAUCUAUGGGAAGAAGGACAACGCCAAAGUGUCAGAUGAUAUCUCAACCCAGUACCCGGUAGUGGAUCAUGAGUUUGAUGCGGUGGUGGUAGGGGCUGGGGGAGCAGGUCUGAGAGCUGCUUUUGGUCUGUCUGAGGCUGGCUUCAACACGGCCUGUGUCACCAAGCUGUUCCCCACUAGGUCUCACACUGUGGCAGCACAGGGUGGGAUCAAUGCAGCCCUGGGUAACAUGGAGGGAGAUGAUUGGAGGUGGCACUUCUACGACACAGUGAAGGGAUCUGAUUGGCUAGGGGACCAGGAUGCUAUCCACUACAUGACAGAGCAGGCCCCAGCUGCCGUGGUGGAGCUGGAGAACUUUGGAAUGCCCUUCAGUCGGACAGAGGAUGGGAAGAUCUAUCAGAGGGCCUUCGGGGGUCAGAGCCUGAAUUUUGGAAAGGGAGGCCAAGCACACCGAUGCUGCUGUGUAGCUGACAGGACUGGACACUCCCUUCUUCACACAUUGUAUGGACGGUCCUUAAGGUAUGAUACCAGCUACUUUGUGGAGUACUUUGCCCUGGACCUGCUGAUGGAGGAUGGUGAAUGCAGAGGAGUGAUCGCUCUCUGUAUGGAGGAUGGAUCCAUCCACCGCUUCAGAGCCAACAACACUGUCAUCGCUACUGGUGGUUAUGGCCGUACCUACUUCAGCUGUACCUCAGCCCACACCAGCACCGGGGAUGGCAACGCCAUGGUAACCAGAGCUGGCCUACCAUGCCAGGACCUGGAGUUUGUACAGUUCCACCCCACCGGUAUCUAUGGUGCCGGCUGCCUCAUCACUGAGGGUUGCCGUGGCGAGGGAGGCAUCCUCAUCAACAGUGAAGGAGAGCGCUUUAUGGAACGCUACGCUCCCAACGCCAAAGAUCUGGCCUCCCGGGAUGUGGUGUCACGCUCCAUGACCAUUGAGAUCCGCGAGGGAAGGGGUUGUGGUCCAGAGAAGGACCAUGUGUACCUGCAGUUGCAUCACCUGCCCCCCCAGCAGCUGGCCACCCGCCUGCCUGGUAUCUCUGAGACCGCCAUGAUCUUCGCUGGGGUUGACGUCACCAAAGAGCCCAUCCCUGUCCUGCCCACCGUCCACUACAACAUGGGAGGAAUCCCCACUAACUAUAAGGGACAGGUCAUAACUCAUCCAGAUGGGGAGGACAAGGUGGUGCCAGGGCUGUAUGCCUGUGGUGAGGCUGCCUGUGCCAGUGUCCAUGGUGCCAACCGGCUGGGUGCCAACUCCCUGCUGGAUCUGGUGGUGUUUGGCAGAGCCUGUGCCCUCACCAUCGCUGACACCUGCACCCCAGGUGAGAAGCUUUCCCCACUGAAGCCCAGUGCUGGAGAGGAGUCUGUGGCCAACCUGGACAAGAUCAGGUUUGCUGACGGGAACACCAGAACCUCUGAGAUCAGACUCAACAUGCAGAGAACGAUGCAGAACCAUGCAGCAGUGUUCCGUACCGGUGACGUUCUGAAGGAGGGAUGUGACAAGAUGGACGCCAUCUACCAGACCAUGGAGGACAUCAAGACAUUCGACCGUGGUAUGGUGUGGAACACUGACCUGGUCGAGUCUCUGGAGCUGCAGAACCUGAUGCUGAACGCGGUCCAGACUAUCCACUCUGCCGAGGCCCGCACGGAGACCAGGGGAGCACACGCCCGGGAGGACUACAAGGAGCGUAUGGAUGAGCUGGACUACGCCAGGCCUCUGGCAGGACAGGAGAGGAAGCCUUUCCAACAGCAUUGGAGAAAACACACAAUGUCCACUAUGGAUCCUAAGACUGGCAAGGUAACUCUGGAGUACCGCCCAGUGAUUGACACCUCUCUGGACCAGGAGGAGUGUUCAGCCGUCCCUCCAGCCAUCCGCUCCUAUUGAGACCAUCUCAACAGGAACACUCUGAUGUAUUACUGUCACUCUGUACGCUUCCAGCAAAACCCACCUAGGAUCCAUUUCACUCUAUGACCUUCACUCUGUGUGAGGGAGCACUGUAGAUAGGGAAUUAUUGCUUUCUCACAUGCAGUUUGACUUUUAACCCACCCAAAUGAAUUGUUAAGGUAUUGUGAUUGAAGUUUGUAAAUAUAGAACUAUUUUAUAAUUGUCUGUUGUCCUAUGAAGUUGUAGAGUAGUUUCCUAUAGGUAUGUAGUCGCCUAAAUACGCCCAUUCUCUGUGGCCUUCAUUAUUCGCUGAUACCAUAAUAUUAGGACUCAUAAUGGAAUACUGAAUUUAAAUAUUGUGUAAUCGCUGUAGUUCAGAGUGCUAAGACAUCCUAUUUCCUGUAGAUGUCCCUUCAGCGUCGUUAACACACAGUCUUUAGUGAUUCUCCUUUCAGGAUACAUUCAUGUGUACAACUGGCGUGUGACCAGCAGUAUUUCUGAUGGGAUGUUUGAUGUCACUCUGCUUGCUACAGGUCCUGCACUUUAUGGCAAUGUUUAAAAAUAUACUCAACUAUAGUUGUCUUUGUGCUAUUUACUGGUGGAAUAUAGUGGACAUUAAGACAAUUAGGUAGGGGAAAAUAAAUGAAAUACUAUGUAUGUUACCAAGAAUGAAUUUGUAUUUGCAUUGUUCUUAUGUUCUGUGUAUUAUUUCAAAUGUGUCAUUAAACUUAGAAAUUAAAUCAA
Salvelinus fontinalis (brook trout) is the source of this 2803-nucleotide messenger RNA. Its product is annotated as succinate dehydrogenase [ubiquinone] flavoprotein subunit, mitochondrial-like. Gene Ontology annotation, molecular function: flavin adenine dinucleotide binding; electron transfer activity; succinate dehydrogenase (quinone) activity. Gene Ontology annotation, biological process: mitochondrial electron transport, succinate to ubiquinone; tricarboxylic acid cycle. The transcript is spliced from 15 exons. The coding region runs from base 80 to 2059 and encodes 659 amino acids. NCBI's taxonomy places the organism in Eukaryota, Metazoa, Chordata, Actinopteri, Salmoniformes, Salmonidae. The record is from RefSeq and is a predicted model, not a curated record.